UGGGCUCUCUGGUAGAUGGAGAUCAGCUGGAAGUUCUGGUGCCUAAAAUUGGAAUACAAUUCUCUAAUGCCACUUCAGACUGAACAGAAAAAAAAUACCUCCUGCAUCUCUGUGGAAAAUGUUCAUGGCUUUAGCUUGGCGCAGAAACCAUUUGGGGCAACAUAUGUCUGGAGCAGCAUUAUCAAUGCACUUCAAACUCAAGUGGAAGUGAAAAAGCGUCGCCAGAACCUGAAGUGCUACCAUGACUGUUUUAUUGGUUCGGACGCGGUGGAUGUUGUCUUUGCCCAUCUUCUACAGAACAAGUAUUUUGGGGAUGUUGAUAUUUCCCGUGCUAAAAUAGUGCGUGUAUGUCAAGCCCUGAUGGAUUACAAAGUAUUCGAGGCUGUUUCAACUAGGGUCUUUGGAAAAGACAAACGCUCUGUAUUUGAAGACAGUAGCAGUAGCCUCUACAGAUUCACAAAUGUCUCAAACCAAACAGAACUCGAUAAAGAUUACCAGCAGGGUACACCACAAAGGCAUGAGAAGAGCAUGUUGUUUCACUCUACUCCUGUCAAACCAGAAAGCUUGGAGGAUCUCUGGGAAAACCUGAGUUUAAAGCCUGCAAAUACCCCUCAAGUAAAUAUCUUGGAUAGUUUGUCCCGUCAAGUUAUUAAUGAAGUAUGGCGAGAACAAACAAUUGCUCGUCUGCUGCAGCUUGUAGACCUUCCACUCCUUGAGUCUUUACUUGAGCACCAAGAGGUCAGACCUCAGCUUCCACAACCACGGAAGGGAACUGGAUAUGUCAUCACAAGUAACUACCUAGACAGAGAGAUUCUCAAGGCUUUCAGUGACUCACAAACGGAUGAAUGGCUCUCAGCAGCAAUAGAUUGCUUGGAAUAUCUUCCAGAUCAUAUGGUGGUAGAUAUUAGCAGGAACUUGCCUGAUCAACCAGAUAAAGCAGACACAUGGAAACUGCUGCUGUUUGAAAGUAUUGGUACAUAUUACGGCCAAAAAAAGGAGCCGCUGUUAAGCCACGCAUCUGAAAUUCAUUCAGGAAUUGCAGAACUAUUAGUGAAUGGGAAGAUGGAACAAUCUUUAGAAGCUGUUCAACUCUAUUUGAAACUUCUAGACAGCCAAGUCAGGGAGGAGUUCAGAAGGCUACUGUACUUCAUGGCUGUUGCAGCACAUAAUUCUGAGCUCAAACUACAGAGGGAGAGUGACAACAGGAUGGUUGUGAAAAGAACAUUUUCUAAAGCUAUUAUCAACAAUAAAACCUUAUGCAGAGGGAAAACUGACCUCCUGAUCUUGUUCCUUGUGGAUCACCAAAAAGAUGUGUUAAAGAUCCCAGGGACACUGCAUAAAAUGGUCAGCAAUAAACUGGUGGCUUUGCAGAAAGGCCAAGAUCCUAGUAAGAUAACAGGCUAUACCUUUUGCCAAAAACUCGAUGAAGGAGAGUAUCGUUCCAGUACAGAGAAGACCACAAAAGAAGAGCUAUUGUCUCUAUUGAAAGCUAUUGAUGAAGAUUCAAAGCUUUCUGACAAAGAGAGAAAGAGACUGCUAGGUCAGUUUCAUAGUAGUAAUCCAAGUAUUUUUAUGCAGUAUUUUGGAGACAGAGUUACUAAUAUGUGUGUGUGACUUUAAAUAUCGAUUACUUUCUAUACUCCAGCAUUGAAAACACUAAUAUAUUUGUAAAUCUUUUGUAUUCAUGUAUCUAAUAAAAUUAUUUUGUGGAAAUGGAUGGAAUUUAUACAGUUAUUACCAAAGCCAACAGUACCCAAGUUUAGCCUGUACUUACAAUUUAGCUUUGCUCAUUCUUAAUUGCCGUAGGGCCAAAAUGAUCCUUUCUUUUCCUCACCUAAAGCCAAGUCUAUUGACUCCCUCUAUUCAAGUAUUGAAAUUACUGAGGAUGGGAGAUGCCUCUCCAAGAGUGAGAUCUCUCUGCCUUCUUUUGUACCAGCACUGAAUUUUGUUGAACAUGUUUUGGUUUUUUUCCUAAUUCCCCUUGCGUUAUGUGACUCCCUCAUGUAGCAUUGAUCUAUGACUUGCUGUGUAAUGGACAGAGCUGAGUAGCAUCUUCUGCUUGAUAUUCCACUGCUUUUCUUCAAGCUUGCCAGCUAACUGUACUGUGUAUGUAUAGGACAAAUUACUAUGCUGUUUUAAGGUGAAGUGGCACCAUAUUGAGGAAUUGCCAGGGAAGAUGGCUCUUUCCCAGCUGAAUCCUGCUCUGUACCCUGAACUGUUGAGUCUCCUGGGAUGGUGAAGAUAUUCUGGAUUUUUAAGUCAGUCUGGCUUUGGCUGCCACAGAAUGUACUGUUUAUGGCUAGUUAUCUUCAUCCCUGCAGUGUUUUGCUCUGUCUGUAAGUCUUAUUGAUGUCACCAGCUGUAAU
Chroicocephalus ridibundus (black-headed gull) is the source of this 2366-nucleotide messenger RNA. RefSeq names its product DEP domain containing 7 (gene DEPDC7). The transcript has 9 exons. Gene Ontology annotation, biological process: intracellular signal transduction. The record is from RefSeq and is a predicted model, not a curated record. Lineage: Eukaryota; Metazoa; Chordata; Aves; Charadriiformes; Laridae. The coding region runs from base 16 to 1614 and encodes 532 amino acids.